AUGUCGACUCCUAGAGCAAAGCCGCUUGAAAAGUUCAUCACUGCCACCUCGAAGUGUACAGUCGAGGGCGCUGCCUAUGGCAAAUGCAUUGUCGCCGAAUACCAGAAUGUUAACAAGGACAUGUGCGCACAAGAGUUUAUGAAGCUAAAGAACUGUUAUUUGGCAGCUGCAGGCAGGAAACGAUGA
This is a messenger RNA of Aureobasidium melanogenum CBS 110374, 186 nucleotides long. RefSeq lists its product as uncharacterized. Bases 1 to 186 code for a protein of 61 amino acids. NCBI's taxonomy places the organism in Eukaryota, Fungi, Ascomycota, Dothideomycetes, Dothideales, Saccotheciaceae. The record is from RefSeq and is a predicted model, not a curated record. The transcript has 3 exons. Gene Ontology annotation, cellular component: mitochondrion. Gene Ontology annotation, biological process: mitochondrial respiratory chain complex I assembly.